Molecule: messenger RNA, 294 nt
Organism: Arctia plantaginis
Lineage: Eukaryota; Metazoa; Arthropoda; Insecta; Lepidoptera; Erebidae
Source: the annotation of a GenBank genome assembly
AUGACAAGCGUUGACAGGUCAGAACAUUUAGGUGUCUUGCAUCAUCAACCGAAUUUACCUCAAUAAGGCGUGAGUAAGUCGCGCGCGUGUGCGCGUCGGAUCAGCAAGAUUGAGGUGGUGGCCGGGUGCGGUUGGGGCAGGCGCGCGCGCGUGCGCCCGUUGCACGCGCUGGGCCGCGCGGCCGGUAUGUUGGCUUCGCAGCGCUCGCAGUCCUGCAACGAAGAGGGUGCGUUCUUCGGGGCGCGUGCGCUGCGCCGGCCGCGCGGCAAGGGCAGCGGAAGUCCCACUUGCUAG